AGACAUUUGGUGUCACAAAAAUGAAACACAAACUCGGGUCAACUAAGAACGUGCAAACCUCUCGAGAGAUUGGGACGAGAUCCAGCGCAAACCAUUUGAAAAGUAGUGGUGUCAGUUUAGAAUCGAACUUCCAACUUUGGAUGAGAUUCUUUAGGUAAGUUCAGAGAGAGAAUGGUUUUGAACCAAGAUAUCAUUUGUAAGCAAUGACCCAAAAAACAAACCAUUCUUAACAAAAUAUGCAUAUGAUACUCCAAAGGGAUUAUGUAUUCUGAUCAGACCGAGCUUUAUGCCUUUAUUACCCAAUUCUUGAAGCCCAUGUAGUAGGCCCGGCCCAUGAAUUAUGAACUUCUUUCCACGCGCGAGCAAGUGCGUCUGUCGUCGGAACAAGGAAAGACGUACACGCGACACGUUGUUUACCUGCUUAAGAAUAGACGGGGCAUGGACUUUCCCGGGAACCAAACGGACACGAAAUUGAAAAUAGCGUGUUGGUAUUAGGAAACAGAGCAUCAAUUUAGCAAUGGCGGUGCGCAUGUGUCCCGCUUUCGGCCGCUCCGUCUUCAUCCCGGCAACUACGAUGAGAUGGCCCAUCAGAAACUGCAAUUUCUUGGUCCAGAAUUGUGUGUUAGACCCUAAUAAUUCACGCAAGCUGGUUCUUGAAGUGAAAGAGAAACUAGCAAAAGAUUACCAUAGUCUCCCACAAGGAAAAAAUGGAAGGGAUGAUGAAGAUAUGAUAUAUUGGUUUUUGAAGGACAGGAAAUUCUCUGUUGAGGAUGCUACGGCAAAAUUGGCUAAAGCAAUUAAAUGGCGUCGCGGAUUCGGAGUAUCUAAAUUGUCUGAAGAGUCAGUGAAAAAUAUUGCUGAAACUGGAAAAGCCUUUGUGCAUGAGUUUCUUGAUGUCAAUGGCAGACCUGUGCUCAUAGUAGUAGCAUCCAAGCACUUUCCUGCUGUGCAUGAUCCUGUUGAGAAUGAGAAGCUAUGUGUAUUUUUGAUUGAGAAGGCAUUGAGCAAGCUUCCAGAUGGGAAAGAAGAAAUGCUAGCAAUAGUUGAUCUCCGGGGCUUUGGCACUGAGAAUGCAGAUCUUAACUUCAUAACUUUUAUGUUUGAUGUAUUAUACUCUUACUAUCCGAAGCGGUUGGGUGAUGUCCUCUUUGUGGAAGCUCCUUUCAUAUUCGAGCCAAUUUGGCUGCUCGCCAAGCCAUUGUUAAAAUCAUAUGCUUCUUUGUUAUCUUAUAUGUGCAAGAUUGGGGAGAUGUUUUUGUUACCAUUGGAUGAAGAGCAAGAAACUGGGGUGGAGGAAUUCAACUCUUGUAUUGAGCUAUUUGUUUGAGCAAGAUGGAGGAUAUGUUUAUGCAUAGCUUGUCCCUAUGCAGUCUCCUGAAAACAUCUCCAACUAUGCUAAUAUUUCUUCACACGCAUACCAUCUUCCUCCCAGAGUCUGCUCAUAAUGUUUAUGAACAUCCUUUGCAUUCCUCCUCAAUUUCUGGAGGAAUUGAAAAACCCUCCUGAAAGUUGAGUCUUAACUGUUCUAUAUCAAAAUUUGCUGACAUGAAAAUGACUACAGUGUAUCAAAGAAGUGUCUUAAAACUCUUUUAUAUCAAAGAAGUGCCAUGAACACUACCAUGGACUAUUGUUUGUUGGCUGGUU
Messenger RNA from Tripterygium wilfordii, 1644 nucleotides. RefSeq names its product phosphatidylinositol transfer protein CSR1-like. The transcript has 6 exons. Bases 518 to 1327 code for a protein of 269 amino acids. The record is from RefSeq and is a predicted model, not a curated record. NCBI's taxonomy places the organism in Eukaryota, Viridiplantae, Streptophyta, Magnoliopsida, Celastrales, Celastraceae.